UUCAAAGCACUCACACGUCCCGGGGAUUGUACUUGGAGACUCGAAAGGAGCACUUUACGUUUCAUCCCACAGAGUUGAAGGCAAACUCUAACCAGCGGGCUGAUUUUUGCCCUUUUUAGUGCGGACCCGCUUGCAGAAACGAGACACGUCCAACUCGUGCGUAAAGACACUCGUCCUCGGACAGGUUUUACGCACCGGAGCAAAACAAAAUCAGUUCCCGUUUGUGCUGUUUUUACCUAAAAACUCGAAAACUCUUAGAGUGAAGUCAAGUUAGAGGCUUUACUCUCGCGAGACAGCAGGAAGAAUUCCCUCGUUUUACGCGUAAUUUGGCACCACACGGUUUUUCGUAUGAAUCUCCUCGACCCAUACCUGAAGAUGACGGAGGAACAAGACAAGUGUCUCUCUGAUGCCCCGAGCCCGAGCAUGUCUGAGGACUCCGCCGGCUCCCCGUGCCCUUCUGGCUCGGGCUCAGACACCGAGAACACCCGUCCAUCAGAGAACGGGCUGCUUCUGGUAGACGGAGAGUUCAAGAAGGACGAGGAAGAUAAGUUUCCCGCUUGCAUCCGUGAGGCUGUGUCCCAGGUGCUCAAAGGUUACGACUGGACUCUCGUCCCUAUGCCAGUGCGUGUUAACGGAUCUUCCAAGAACAAGCCCCAUGUGAAGAGACCAAUGAAUGCAUUCAUGGUGUGGGCUCAGGCUGCGCGAAGGAAGCUGGCAGAUCAAUACCCACACCUGCAUAACGCGGAGCUCAGCAAAACUCUGGGGAAACUCUGGAGACUUCUCAACGAAGGAGAGAAACGGCCGUUCGUGGAAGAGGCUGAGCGGCUCCGUGUGCAGCACAAGAAAGAUCAUCCCGACUACAAAUACCAGCCUCGGCGGAGGAAGUCGGUGAAGAACGGCCAGGGCGAUUCAGAGGACGGCAGUGAGCAGACACACAUAUCGCCUAACGCCAUCUUCAAAGCUCUGCAGCAGGCGGACUCUCCAGCCUCUAGCAUGGGAGAGGUGCACUCUCCUGGAGAGCACUCAGGCUCCCAGGGCCCCCCUACUCCUCCCACCACCCCAAAGACUGAUAUCAGCUCAGGCAAGAUGGACCUUAAACGUGAAGUUGGCCUCCGCUCUCUAACUGAUGGCCCCGGCGGGCGCCAGCUCAACAUCGACUUCCGAGAUGUGGACAUUGGGGAGCUGAGCAGUGAUGUCAUCUCCCACAUUGAGACCUUUGACGUCAAUGAGUUUGACCAGUACCUGCCUCCUAACGGGCACCCUGGCUCAACAACUGGCGGGGGAAACACCACCCCAGUCAGCUAUACUGGCAGUUACAGCAUCAGCAGCGGUGCCCCAGUGAGCCCUCAGGCAGGAGGUGUCACAGCCUGGAUGGCCAAAAGCCAAAGCCAGCAGGGACAGCAGCAGCACAGCCUGACAACCCUGGGGAGCAGCGGCGGCUCAGAAGCAGCUCAGGCCCAGCACAGGACCCAGAUCAAGACGGAGCAGCUGAGUCCCAGUCACUACAGUGAGCAGCAAGGCUCCCCACAGCACGUUACCUUCAGCCCCUUCAACCUGCAGCACUACAGCUCCUCCUCCUCUUACCCGGCUAUCUCCAGGGCGCAGCAGUACGACUACUCCGACCACCAGGGGGGGAGCACCGCUGCUGCUGCUGCCUCCUAUUACAGCCAUGCGGGGGCGGGGCAGGGCUCCGGGCUCUACUCAACUUUCAGCUACUUGAGCAGCCCCAGCCAGAGGCCCAUGUACACGCCCAUAGCUGACAACUCGGGGGUGCCCUCCAUCCCUCAGAGCAGCCCACAGCACUGGGAGCAGGCUCCAGUUUACACCCAGCUCACAAGACCGUGAGCCUCUCUGCAGACUGAGAGACAACACAAAGACACAGACACAGACUUUCUCUAAAACUCUUAACUUCAGGGUGAACUCUUCCUCCAGAACGGCUCCCUGAAUCAGACACUUGAAUAUAAAGGAGAGCUGGACUUGUGAUUGGCUCACGUCGUGCCUUGCUAUCAUAUCUUUAUAGAAACUAUAUAUAUUUUUAGAAAGAUGAAAAGACCUAGGAAAAUCCUCUGUGAGGACUUAUUGAUCGGUGAUAUUCCAGUAGGUACUGUGUAUGUUUCUUUUUGUAUUGUUUUUCUUCAUACGCUGGCAGUUUGUAACCCACAGGGGUGGGGUCGGGAGGGGUUUAGUAAUUAUUUCUUUCUAUAAACAUGAAGUGAAGAAGCUUUAUCUUUAAAAGUAUUUCAACCACUCACGGUUGUUCAGAUUCUGGUCCUCUGUUAGGUUUCAUUUUGCUCUUUUGUUGCUUUUCCUUUCCGUUCAGCCAGUAAGGUUUGUGUUUAAGCUGUUUAUUUGUCUUCACAGCUAAUGUGUCAUGAUCGUUGAAAAGCUAUGAGGCAAUACAGAGCAAGAGGGAGAGCCUUGGUUUCACAAUGCUGUGCUGUCUUGACGGGGGAGACUGCAGCCCUUUCACCAUCUGUGCCUUGGAUUUGUCAAAUUUUCUCAACUUUUUGAACGUGUGCUUGUGUGUGAGAGUGUGUGAGAAUGUGUGUGCAUGCUCUAUGGCCACAGCUGAGAUUACGCUUACCGUCCAACAGUGUGUGUUUGACAGCAACAGGAAGUCACCUUUGACCCUUUGGGUGUCCCCAUGCAGUCUCCCACCAUGCUGGUGUCCAAUAUACCCCCCUCCCCCCUUUCCUCUGGUCAAAUCCAAUUUAAACAUUAUUUAUUUAUUAGCUUUAAUUUUAUUUCAAAGGAAUUAUUUUGCAUACUAUUCUAAUAACUAAUGAAUUGCUUUGUUUGCAAUGUAGACCGCAUAUUAUUUCCUCUUUUUUCAAAUUUUGAUUUUCAACCCAAGAGGUACUUAGAGAAACGUUAGACGCUACUAUUGUCUUUUUAUUUCGGUUUAUUUAUCUUAUGUAAAUGUCUAUUUUAAGUAUGUAUUUGCCUUUUAUUGAGGGGGGAGACUAUCUAACGAAAUGUGUAUGGAUUAUUUGUUUUUUAUGAAUAUUCUUUGAGUUGGACUUCGAAGCGAUGGCUGAAGAACUGGAAAAUGAUAUCUCAGUUACAAUGUCAGAUUGUUUGUUUGUGGGAUCACCAGAGGGACGAUCCAUCCUUUCUGCUCUAAAAACUUUUUUUUUUUCUCACGAUAUCAAAGAACUGAAGUUUCCCAUACUCAUGUUUUCCUUCUUUGAUCUCGCCAUGUAUUUGUACUGUCUUUGAAAGACCUUUUUGUAUAUGUAUUUGCAAUAAAACUAAAUUGCUAUU
This is a messenger RNA of Notolabrus celidotus (New Zealand spotty), 3264 nucleotides long. RefSeq names its product transcription factor Sox-9-A-like. The transcript has 3 exons. NCBI's taxonomy places the organism in Eukaryota, Metazoa, Chordata, Actinopteri, Labriformes, Labridae. Gene Ontology annotation, molecular function: DNA-binding transcription factor activity, RNA polymerase II-specific; RNA polymerase II cis-regulatory region sequence-specific DNA binding. The coding region runs from base 349 to 1845 and encodes 498 amino acids. The record is from RefSeq and is a predicted model, not a curated record. Gene Ontology annotation, cellular component: nucleus. Gene Ontology annotation, biological process: positive regulation of chondrocyte differentiation; chondrocyte differentiation; oligodendrocyte differentiation.